AAUUUCCGCCGAUUUGCCCGAGCGGGAGACGGGGAAUCGUCAUGCUAGAUUACGGAGAGUGGUGCGGCUGCCCGAACACGGGCUUGGGCAAGUCUGGAGGUACCGUCCAGCCAUGAGCAUGACGCGCGUCCCAUACCCGAAGCUGCGCAUGUGCUAGUUUGAGCUCGCGGGAGCGGAGACUGGUCAAGGGCCUGGACUGAAGGGGAGGGGAAUGGGAUCUUCUGGGAUCUCGUGGAGCUUUGUUGCUGAUGUUCGAGGCAGGCAGGCAGGCGAGUGAGAGAGUGGUGAGGGGAGUGAUCGAGCAAGAGAUGGACGAUCGAUUAGGUCUCUGAACGGAAUCGAGGAAAUCGACCAACGGAACGAGUUGGAACUCGGAGGGAGCAGAAAGUCACUCUGACGUGAUUUUUUUAUAAUUCAGUAAAGUGGUUCUCGACUUGGUCCUUUCCCCGCAAGAGGUCUAACGCGGACGAAAAGUAAACAUCACUCGUAAAAUUCAUCACCGUUCCCCUCUUCUCCCUCUCUCCUUCUCCUCCACUCUCGCGCUCGCUGUCUCUCGUCUCUGCCUGCUCGAGUAGGGCAAUUCUGUUUUGGAUGUGCCGGGCCUCGGUUGGAUUUGAACAAAUCAAGCAGAGGAGGGAAGGAGAGCUGAGUCGUAGAGCCGAUCGCCGAGCACGUGCGCUCAUGCAAAAUGUCUCUCGAUAUGAAGUCUUUCAGGCAGGCGCUGGCCAAGACGGCAGCAGUGAUUGAGAAGACUGUGCAGAGUACGGUUCAGGAAGUAACGGGUCCCAAACCUCUACAGGAUUAUGAACUUCUAGACCAAGUAGGAUCUGGGGGUCCAGGACUGAUAUGGAAACUCUUCACGGGAAGACCAAGAAAUAAAGCCAUGCAGAUUCAUAAUCCGGAAGUUUGUGUAUGGGUUCUGGACAAGAAGUCGCUGAUUGAUCUGAGACUGAGAGCGGGCAUAUCGAAAGCUGCCGAGGAUGCGUUUUUGGAUAUCGUGAGAGCGGAUGCGGCACAGUUAAUGAGAUUGAGACACCCGGGAGUAGUUAGGGUGAUCCAAGGGCUUGAUGAAAGCAAGGGUGCAAUGGCUAUGGUAACGGAACCAAUUUUUGCAUCCGUAGCCAAUGUACUGGGUAGACUGGAGAAUGUAGGCAACACGCCAAAGGAAUUACAAAACCUGGAAUUGGGCCAGCUGGAAAUCAAGCAUGGCCUGCUGCAGCUUGCAGAGACACUUGGCUUUUUACACAAUAAUGCACACCUUAUUCAUCGGGCCAUAUCACCGGAGGCAGUUUACAUCACCUCUAGUGGAGCCUGGAAGUUGGCAGGUUUUGGUUUUGCUAUUAGUACAGAACAACGUGUGAACGACAGUCACGGUGGACCAGCCUUCCACUACCCGGAUUAUGACGUGGAGGAGAACGUGAUGCCUUUGCAACCUCUGCUGGAGUAUGCUGCACCAGAGCUCUCUCGUCCAGGGUCUGCGGCUCGAACAUCUACAGAUGUUUUUGGUCUUGCCUGUGUGGCAUUUCAUCUUAUCACACAACGUUCUCUUCUUCAAUGUAACAAUAACCUCAGAACAUACACUAAUACUCUCACAUAUCUAUCGAGUGAGAAUUUCGUUGGACUACCGUCAGAUUUGCUACAAGACCUGCGCCGAAUGCUAAACCCUGAUGAACUAGCAAGACCAAGCGCGAUGGAUUUCACAAGCUCGGCUUACUUCCGUAACGACACUCGAUUGCGUGCACUUCGGUUUCUUGAUCACAUGCUGGAGAGAGAUAAUAUGCAAAAAUCGGAUUUUCUGAAAGCACUAGGCGAAAUGUGGACAGGCUUUGAUGCACGUGUCCUCAGAUACAAGGUGCUGGUGCCUCUCUGUGCUGAGCUUCGUAAUGAAGUCAUGCAGCCUAUGGUGUUACCUAUGGUUCUCACCAUAGCUGAGUCUCAGGAUAAAAACGACUUCAUGCUAUCAACUUUGCCAUCUCUUCUUCCCGUACUUAGCUCAGCUCAUGGAGACACACUUUUGUUACUAGUUAAACAUGCAGGACUUCUGAUUAACAAGGUGGGACCAGAGGUGCUUGCAUCUAGUGUGCUGCCCAUGCUUGUCCGUGCAUACGAUGAUCCAGAUGCACGAAUGCAGGAAGAAGUCUUACGGCGUACCCUUUCCGUUACCAAACAGUUAGAUUUUCAGAUGCUGAAGGAUGCUAUUUUGCCGCGAGUUCAUGGACUCGCUCUCAAAACCACUGUUGCAGCUGUUCGAGUGAAUGCUCUUCUGUGUCUAGGAGAACUGGUUCAGCGUCUUGAUAAAGCAGCGGUUUUGGAGGUCCUGCAAACUCUGAAGCGAUGCACGGCUGUUGAUCACUCUGCUCCAACUUUGAUGUGUACUCUUGGUGUUGCCAGUGCGAUUUACAAGCAGUUUGGAAUCGAGUACUCGGCAGAACAUCUUCUCCCACUUUUGGGGCCACUGUUGGUUGCCCAGCAACUAAAUCUUCAUCAGUUCGCCAAGUACAUGCAUUUUGUGAAAGAAAUUUUAAGAAAAAUUGAAGAGAAGAGGGGCUUGACGGUCGUUGAGGCAGAACCUGUUACUUUGGAUGUGUCAACCAUGGCACUGGGGGCAGAGAAGUCUUCUGGAGACGAUCUCAAAACCAAGGUAAAUGGCACGCAUACAAACAAGUCCAGCGCCUGGGAUGCAGAAGACUGGGAAGCCAUGACGACGGUGAAAAGAUCUUCCAGCACUCCAGAUAUCCCUUCAAGCAACAGUACGGUCCCAAAUUCACAGCCUAUUUCUCACUCAACGUUGAAAACCUCAGAUUCUACUACUGCCGCCUUCCCUCCCAUCUCUUUGUCCACUUCAAUGGUCCCAGAGGUUCCCCUUAAAACCCUUUCCGACCCGGCUCCUUUUGAAUGGCCGCCCCGUCAAAUAGGUGUCUCUGGCCUUGGACCAAAGCCUGCAGCCGAAUCGAUUCCUGUGAAUACAAGUACUUAUGGAAGUACUAAUGCUGCGUCAUCAGACGACUUCGAUCCAUUUGCUGAUUGGCCUCCCCGCCCUGCCACAAAUGUGAACACUUCUGGAGGUUCAGCUGAAGUCAGCAGUAGUAGAGGGGAGCCAAUGAGAGCUAGCUGGUCCAGUGGUGUUGGCGGCCCUCCUAUGAAAGAUGUGACUCAGAGAAAUACAGUGACGAAUCUUAAUGAUUGGUCGAGUUCUACAGGUAUAAGUCCUACAAUCCAACAGAAUCAGCCAGAUUUCGGGGACUUCUUUGGUGGAAGUCAAACGCAACAAAAGUCAGAUGCUGCUCCGAAAAGACUGGCUCCUCCUCCACCCUCGGGGCUUGGUAAAGGUAGAGGUAGAAAUCCAAUUAGAGGUAUUGGUUCACCGAGAUCGAAGUCAGGUUCCAAAGACCAGCCGAACUUUCUGGACUUGCUCUGAAGGCCUUUGCUAUUUGAAGGCGGAAGGCUUCAACUUGUCAAAUUCCUGACUACGAACUACAAAUGUGUUUGUUUGACUUCGGAGCUCUCUCCAAUGUUUGUUGGAUCGAGGAGCAAUGACGUCUUCGAGGAGACCAAAUAAGAUGGCGAAUCGUAUAUAAUGCUGAAACUAAACCCAUCCAGUAUGUCAUAUUCUCCUACUGGGAUUGUAAUUGUAAGCAGAAGGUUUUAUUCCUCGUCCCGAUCUACCGAUUGGGAUCCGGGAUGCAAGUAGGUCAGGCCCCAAGACAAGGGAAGUUUCUCUUUGCAGUUAGUGACCUGGAAAGGGCGAGUUGAUGUCCGUAAUCCCAGUACUUCGAGCGGAAAGCCUAUUUCAGUCAAGAGAUUAUGUAAGAUGCCCCUAGACUUGAAGGGUCCCUAGGAGGCCACAUAUGGAGCUAGGUUGUAUGGCGAGGUAGGAUGGAUGGUGGUCAGUUCCUUCGACGCUUUAGAUUUAGUUGAUUAGAACAUUCUUUACACAAAACGAUCGUUGUAUUUUUUGUAACAUGAAAUCCACGAUUUGAGCUCUGUGUAUGCGUAUU
Marchantia polymorpha subsp. ruderalis is the source of this 3998-nucleotide messenger RNA. The record is from the annotation of a GenBank genome assembly. NCBI's taxonomy places the organism in Eukaryota, Viridiplantae, Streptophyta, Marchantiopsida, Marchantiales, Marchantiaceae.